GGUUCCGUGGCUAACAUUUGGAGCCAGAAUGGCGCACGAACAACAGUUGUAUAACAAGGAAGUUCCGACCUUGGCCACUUCUGUCAUCAAUUACUGCUACGUGCUUAGAUGAAAAGUUUUAGCCAAACAUAAGUUUGGAACAACAUAGCUCUUCAUUCCUUGCUUUCAAUAGCCAUUGUGUUGCACAACUGCUGUCUUCGUGUUUCCAAAGUGUUUGGCUCUUCCACUGAAAUUGAAGAGUAAAAGAAUCUUUGGAGCCAUUCAUACGGGUCAUUCAUACGGGUCAUUCAUACGGGACUGCUUCUGUGCUCAGGAUGAAGAUCAACAAAGAGUUGCUGACCAUCAAAGGCCACUAUUUCCUACGAUAUGCAGGGAUGGCGCCUCUCGUCAUGUUGCUGCCGGUGAUUGUACGCAGCAAGGGACUCUCCGCGCAAACCGUGGGGUUGCUGUGGUCUGUGCUGCCCGUCGUGGGGCUCAUCACCAACAGCAUCUCGGGCACGCUGGCAGACUACUUCAAGGCACAUCGCAUCGUCCUUCUCAGCUCCGUGGUCUGCUUGACAACUGGGGUGACGUCAAUGUACUGGAUACCUGAGCUCCCCCUCGCUGCUCAGGCCUCGGGAGAAACCCAAAGCCUCGAUUCCCUAGGAAAUGCAACUUUGGGUUUUACAGUUUCUUUGAUAAUGGGCAAUAGCAGCUCCAUGGGGGAGGGUCUGGCAGGCGCUGACCCAGAAAUGAUGGUGGCCGAGGGUCAGGCGCCGCCCCUGGACCUGCCGAACAUCGAGGAGGUGGCGGCGGAGAGUGGGCGUCAGGAGCCUCUGGUCCGGUACCCGCAGUUCUGGCUCAUCUUCUUCGCGCUCAUGGCGGAGCAGAUAGGAAUCAGCGUGUGUGUCAUGAUGUCCGACGCCGUGUGCUUCCAAAUCCUGGGCUCUGAACGCCACAAGUACGGGCAGCAGCGUCUUUGGGGCACAAUUGGCAUGGGGUUAAUGGCUGUAGUCUCGGGAGCCCUCAUCGACGUAUACUCCCAGGGGCUCCCACAGAAGGACUACCUACCUGCCGUCAUCUGUGGCCUUGUUUUGAUGGUGGCGGACAUCUUGGUGGUGGCCAGGAUACGGAUCCCUUACGCCGACGACCACAAGCUCGUCAUGGGAGACGUGGGCAGCACACUCCUCCAGCCACUAGUCCUUCUCUUCUUAGUGACGGUGUACGUGAUGGGUGCCUCGCUGGGCAUCGUGUGGGUGUUCAAGCUGAUGAUGGUGGAGGACGUGGCGCUGGCCUGGAACGCUGAAUUCCCGGCCCUGAAAUUAUUGCAAGGACUCGUGCUGUUGAUUGAGACCAUCAUUGGGGAGGUUCCUUUCUUCUUCCUCUCAGGCAGGAUCAUCCAGCGUCUGGGCUACACGCCGGUGCUCAUCACGUCCCUGGUGUCCACGGGGUUAAGGUGUUGCCUCUACUACACUGUCACUAAUCCGUGGUGGUUCCUGCCCAUCGAGCUGCUCAACGGCCCCAGCUACAGCCUCUUCCACACUGUCAUGGCCUCCUACGCAAGCCACAUAGCGCCGCCGGGGGCCCAAGCCACCCUCCAGAGCGUCGUCAGGGCUACUUUCUCCACGGGGCUGUCCACGGCAGGGUUCCUGGGCGGCAUUUUGUACAACACAGUGGGAGGGUCCGCGGCUUUCCUGCACGUGGGUACCUUUGACCUGGCUUACGUGCUUGUCUUCGGCCUCCUCCACGUCCUCAUCACUCGGUACUGCACCCAGGACAAAACGGCCGGUGAGCCGAGCUGUUUGAUGGUGCCGUGUCAGGACAAAGUAGAUCCCUUCGCUGGCAAGUCGGUGGAGGUGGUGAAAGAGCUGCUGCUGGAGCAGGACUGUGGCGGACUUACUGGGGCCGUGGCCAGACCCAACGUGGUGACAGAUGACGAGUGUGUGAAGUUUAUGGUCUGAAAGUUCCUUCACCGCUGGUCGUUGAAGGGAUUAACAUUUAGCAGUAUAUCCUCCUGUCGAGCAUCAGCACACGUGUUUGCGCCUACCUCAUAGGGCUUCCAGACUCAUGCUGACAAGGGGUGGGCAGGUACCGGUACCAGUGCCGGUACUAACGCUACCAGCUAUACAGUACGGUACCGGUGCCAGACUGCUCGGUAUCGGUACCGGUACUGAUCAGUCGCUCAUGCUGUCCCUCAUUUCUUCCUCACACGAGUGAGAGGCUGAGACUGAGUGCCUGAGUGGAUAUCUCGGUGAUAUGGAUAUUCUCUCUCUCUCUCUCUCUCUGUCAAAAUCGCGUCAAACCUCAAAUCCUCACAUCAAUGCAUCGAUGCAGCAAGUAAAGCGAACAGAAUGUUGGGCUUCAUUAAAAGAAAUUUUUUAUUCAAGAAUAAAGAUGUAAUACUUCCACUCUACAAUAGUUUAGUUAGACCCCACUUGGAAUAUGCGGUACAGUUUUGGUCUCCCCACCAUGCAAAGGACAUUGCUAAAUUAGGUGUUCAGCGUCGGGCAACAAAAAUUAUCCCUUCCUUGCGCAACAAAUCUUACGAAGAAAGGCUUUCCACCCUUAACAUGUUCUCUCUUGAGAAACGUGGCCUCCGAGGAAAACUGAUCGAAUGUUUUAAAAUACUUAAUGGUUUCACGAAUGUAGACAGAUCAACAUUGUUUAUGAUCGAUGACACUUUGCGAACGAGGAACAAUGGCGUAAAACUCAAAUGUAGACAAGUAGAUUCAGACUGCACCAAUUUUUUCUUCACCAACAUUGUAGUGCGUGAAUGGAAUAAGCUCCCACCGUCAGUGGUCUAGAGUAGCACGAUUGACUCCUUCAAAAACAAGCUCGACCGUCACUUCCUUCAACUUAAUAUUAACUAGAGUUGAAAUGCAACGUUUUGGAGCCAUCUGAUUAAUGUAGAAUCACUUAGGUUUAAGGACAGACCACCUAGUCUGGACCAUGGGGUCUGUGUGGUCUGAUUUUCUAUGUAAAUCUAUGUAAAUCUUUCCUGAAUGAAGUGAAUAUCUAUUUUUUCGAUAAAUAAAAUAGCAUAUAGGUAUAGUUAUUAAGGAUGGACUCGUAGUCUAAUAACAAUAACAGUAUAUAUUAGCAAACCUUAAAAAAAAAGAAUCGGACAUGAAUAAUUAUCUAAUAGAUAAGUUGAUAAAAUAUUGGAGGAUCGAAGGAACAACCGGCAGGACAACAUGGCGGGAAGACGGGCAACGACUCCGCACAGCAAGGCCUAACUCGUCUGCACUCUCCAUAGUCAGGCAUGGCUGGCGAGCGUGUCACUAAGCGCCGGUAUUGGAAUCCAACGGGCACUAGUAGCGGUAAUGGGUAUCGUUAGGGUUCCGGUACUUUAACGGUACCAUGGUACCGUUAAAGUACCGGGAUCCCUUUGCUGUACGUAUCUUCAAUCAAGCAAGAGUAAAGAGUCAUACAUCACGACAGCCACUAUAACCCUGCGCCACUAACGGGCUGGGGCCAUUCAUAAAGCCCCUCAAGAAACUUGCAGACGCUGAAACACGUACACACACACACACACACACACACACACACACACACACACACACACACACACACGUAUCCAUUCUCAAGAUUUACGUUCACACUGUUGUCGUCACUGGUAUUGGUGGUAGUGGGAGGAAAACUGCUAGUAUUAAACACCGAGGAAAAGUAAUUGUUUAAGAGGUUUGCAACGUGUUGGCUGUCUGUCACUGUUUGUCAGAGGUCGAAUUCCACUUCUGGUCGCCUUAAUUCCUGUUGUUUAAAUAACUGAAGAAAGAUUUCGGUUUAUUUUUACAGUUGGCUGCAAUGUUUUCUUCAUAUCUACGCUUUGCCUGACAUAUCAAUAAUUUUACUCGCCGCCUGGUUUCAUGAUAAAGUCUAAUGUAUUCGGGCGUGCUGUGUUCUUUCUUUAGUCUGUAUAACAAUUUUCUCUCCUUAAAGAUCAUUUACUCACUCAGCAGGACACAUUGGUCCUAUUGUGCGAGAAGCAAAGUAACACUAAUAAAAGCCCACCUUGGUUUAAUAGCGAAAUCAAACACUCGGUUAAAGUUUAGCCAGGCUUCCUCUACUUUGCCGUCAUCUGAUAGUUGUAUUUCUGUUAGUUUGUGUCUGAUUUCUACGAAAUUAGUUUUUUUUAAAUUGGGCACCUUUACUUUAUUUUCAGUCACUGUUGUUUGAGCUCUAAUGUCGACGCGAACUAAUUUAUGAUCGCAAGAACCGAGGUGUUCUCCUACCGUAACAUUACUGACUAUACUCUGGCUCGGCUAAACGUGCGGUUGGGGGUGAUUCAGCGUAGGGAACCCUCUUGUAUAGCCUUGCUGCGUGUCUCCUAGCCCGCGAUGUAGGAAUGUUCUAAUAUAAGUAAAACCAUGGCAAAUGUGAUCAGAAAAUAUGCAUACACAUUUAAUCUUAGUAUUAUAACGUAUGAAAGAACAAUUAACUUAUAAUGGACAAGAUAUCUAUAAGCAUAUAAAGAAACGUGGCAUACAUAUUUUACAUUGUUGCUAAAAAAAUGCUAUACUUAUUAUUGAGUUUACCUUUCGUUUUGGGACGUGUAAGUAGUUUCACAAUUAUAUUUAGAUUACAUCGUGAAGGAAUGUACGUUAAAAUGAGCUGACAUAAGUAAGAAAAAAAUACAUUCAAAUCCUCGCGGCGGUGACGCCACGAGAAAGAGGCCCUGUGAGGAACAAGCGUGAGUACAGCGGUGCCACGUUUUUAACCCCACGUUAACCACAGGGCACAGACACAACCGCACAUUUAGCUGAGCCAGACUAUAGAUUAUCUUGGGUCGCUAUAACAAGGUCUUAUCUUAUUUUGUCGAGUUGGGUCAGAAACCAUUUGGCUUAGGUAAUUUUCUUCUAAAAAUUCGAUCAUUCUAUGUGACUCGCCUUCUGUACCUGACAGUUUUACUCAGUCUCCUAAUAUUAGUGAAUCGCUGUUAUUAAGUGACUGCCUUAAAACGCUGUACAUUUCAACAUCUUCGAGUGAUUGCUCCGGAGGCCUGUGGGUGACAUAUAUUUAGACUGACUCUUGCAAUGUUUACACGCACGCACAAAUGUUCAACGUUACUGUCUCUUGGUGUUCUGUUAGAGGGUUGCAAAUAGCUUUUGACUUAAAGGGAGAGAGAGAGAGAGAGAGAGAGAGAGAGAGAGAG
Messenger RNA from Eriocheir sinensis (Chinese mitten crab), 5131 nucleotides. RefSeq names its product major facilitator superfamily domain-containing protein 6-B-like. The record is from RefSeq and is a predicted model, not a curated record. The transcript is spliced from 7 exons. Bases 315 to 1940 code for a protein of 541 amino acids. Gene Ontology annotation, cellular component: membrane. Lineage: Eukaryota; Metazoa; Arthropoda; Malacostraca; Decapoda; Varunidae.